Uloborus diversus is the source of this 1408-nucleotide messenger RNA. It is a transcript of the gene Mo25, whose product is annotated as protein Mo25-like. Lineage: Eukaryota; Metazoa; Arthropoda; Arachnida; Araneae; Uloboridae. The transcript has 8 exons. The coding region runs from base 84 to 1088 and encodes 334 amino acids. The record is from RefSeq and is a predicted model, not a curated record. Gene Ontology annotation, biological process: intracellular signal transduction. Gene Ontology annotation, molecular function: protein serine/threonine kinase activator activity.
GGUUUUUGGAAGUUUGAUGUGUAAUAGUGCGAUAUUUUAUUUCACCCUAAGCAACAGAUUUAAUUUAGAAAUUCUUGGCAAUUAUGCCAUUGUUUGGGAAGUCUCAAAAGAGUCCUAGUGAGUUGGUCAAGGUUUUAAGAGAAGCUAUUGUUGCCUUAGAAAAGGGGGACAAGAAAGCUGAAAAGGCACAGGAAGAUGUUUCAAAACAUUUAGCUCUUAUGAAGACAAUGUUGUAUGGCAGCAGUGAUCAAGAGCCUAAUUCAGAUAUUGCAGUCGCACAGUUAGCUCAAGAACUGUACAACUGUAAUAUGUUAUUGCUUCUUGUCCAAAACUUGCCACGAAUAGAUUUUGAAGGCAAGAAAGAUGUUGUUCAGAUUUUUAGUAAUAUUUUGAGAAGGCAGAUUGGAACAAGGUUACCUACUGUAGAAUAUAUCUGUACAAAGCCAGAAAUUUUAUUUACUUUAAUGAAAGGGUAUGAAAAGCAAGACAUAGCUCUGAAUUGUGGCACUAUGCUAAGAGAGUGCAUUCAUUAUGAAGCAUUAGCCAAAAUUAUUCUAUAUUCCGAUGAAUUUUAUAAUUUUUUUAGAUAUGUUGAAGUGUCGACUUUUGACAUUGCGUCCGAUGCCUUCUCUACAUUUAAGGAGUUACUGACUAGGCACAAAGUCCUAUGCUCUGAAUUUCUCGAAAUGAAUUAUGACAGAGUCUUCAGCCACUACCAGCAUUUAUUAAAUUCAGAAAAUUAUGUCACCAAAAGGCAGUCAUUGAAGUUGUUAGGGGAGCUAUUAUUAGAUCGUCACAAUUUUACCAUUAUGACAAGAUACAUUAGUUCUCCAGACAAUUUAAAGCUUAUGAUGAAUAUGUUGAAAGAAAGAAGUCGUAACAUACAAUUCGAAGCAUUUCAUGUUUUUAAGGUAUUUGUUGCAAAUCCAAACAAGCCAAAACCAGUGCUAGACAUUUUGCUUCGAAACAAGGAUAAACUAGUGGACUUCCUAUCGAAUUUUCAUACUGAUCGUUCUGAUGAUGAACAGUUUAAUGAUGAAAAAGCUUAUCUAAUCAAACAAAUAAAAGAGCUUAAACCUGAUGACUAGCACAAAUUCGUUGGCAGAUUUGUUACAGACUAGCUUUUUUUUUUGUCAAAACAAAAGAACACUUCAAAGCGAUUUGUUGCUAUCUAUCAGUUGAAAAAGAGUUACUUCCAUUAGGCUAAAUUGUAGAUAUUCUGUAUUAUAAGUUCUCAUUUUCCUUUACAUCUCAUGGGGAACAUUCUGGAUUGCAUAAAAAUUGUCCAGUUGUUCUAUUCCAAGUAUAAUUUAAUUUCUUCUGUCAUAUCAAGCUAUCUCCUGAAGCUCUAAAAUCCUUAGUUUUAUCAGUAAACUUCGUUUAGUUCCUUUGUGACAUUAGCAUUGGA